AUGCUGCCAGUGAGUUUACACGCGGAUCAGAUGAUCGGUUGUUCUGUGAUUUGGAGACCGUGGGAUCCGUCAAUAAGAGAAACACAAUCCAAUAAAGUGAUGUGUGGAGAUGUGAGUAGGAUCCAGAGGUCUGAAGACACUUUUCAUCAUCCUGUGAGGCUGCUCCUGCCCAGAUCCAGGAUGCAGGAAUAUUUGUCUCAUCUCGGCAGGAAGGUUUUGGCCAGUUUUCCAGUUCAGGCCACGUUACACUUUUACAACGAUGAAGACUCGACCUCUGAUGAAGACUGA
Molecule: messenger RNA, 288 nt
Organism: Xyrauchen texanus (razorback sucker)
Lineage: Eukaryota; Metazoa; Chordata; Actinopteri; Cypriniformes; Catostomidae
Gene: ripply3
Product: ripply transcriptional repressor 3
Exons: 4
Coding region: 1-288 (95 amino acids)
Biological process (GO): negative regulation of transcription by RNA polymerase II; embryonic pattern specification
Cellular component (GO): nucleus
Source: RefSeq, a predicted model, not a curated record